Messenger RNA from Panicum virgatum (switchgrass), 652 nucleotides. RefSeq lists its product as uncharacterized. Bases 16 to 486 code for a protein of 156 amino acids. The record is from RefSeq and is a predicted model, not a curated record. NCBI's taxonomy places the organism in Eukaryota, Viridiplantae, Streptophyta, Magnoliopsida, Poales, Poaceae. Gene Ontology annotation, molecular function: nucleic acid binding; zinc ion binding. The transcript has a single exon.
UUUGACUCCCUGAUCAUGGCGGACGGCGACGCGCUGGACGUCUACGCCGGCAAGAUCAGUGGAAUGAAGGCGAGCUUCGCGAGUCUCGGAUCGACGCUCGAUGACGCAGCGCUAGUCAAGAAGCUGCUCGACACCGUGCCUGACCGGUUGUAUCCGGCGGUGGCCGGCAUCGAGCAGUUUUGCGACGUGGCGUCCAUGCCGUUCGAGGAGGCGCUCGGGCGGCUCAAGGCGUUCGACGAGCGAUCAAGGCGGCGGGCUCAGCUGACGGGCGCACAGGCAACGUCCGGUGAUCAAGGCGGCGAACGGCUUCUCCUCACGGAGGAGGAAUGGCGGGCGCGGCGCAAGGUGAAGUCCAGCAUUGGCAAAUGCUUCAAUUGCGGCGUCCGUGGCCACUUCGCGCGCGACUGCCGCAAGCCGAAGAAGGAGGUCGUCAUGGCGGCCACGGCGGAUGUCGGCGACGAGUCGACCGAAGCAGCUCUUUUCUGAAGAGUCCGGCGUCGGUGGCGCUGGGAUCCGGCGUAGGGCGCUGGGUUUAGGGGGUGAGUGUGGGAAUAAACCCAUCGCCGUUGACACGAUCAUGGCGACGGAGUGUGCGUGUGUUCAAGCCUGGUGGCGUGUGUGCGCGCCAGGGCGUUGUGUGUGUGCGCCAAGC